Messenger RNA from Pleurotus ostreatus (oyster mushroom), 726 nucleotides. RefSeq lists its product as uncharacterized. NCBI's taxonomy places the organism in Eukaryota, Fungi, Basidiomycota, Agaricomycetes, Agaricales, Pleurotaceae. Bases 1 to 726 code for a protein of 241 amino acids. The record is from RefSeq and is a predicted model, not a curated record. The transcript has a single exon.
AUGAAGAGAGCGAAGAGAUCCAGAGGUGACGAACUGUUCCCCCAACGCCCAACGACACCCAACAACAACCUGCCCAAACGGAAAGUCCCUGAAGCAGAAAGAAUGCGCAUGCAGGUUGACGACCCAGCAGACCUCGACGGAAAUGGCCAAAGAACGACCAGGAAACUCCCCAAGCCAAGGACGAGAUACAGGCCAUACGCGCCACCCAACUUCGACUGCCUCGGCCCAGAGGAGGACCCAAGCAUAGCCGCAACCCAACACAUCAAGAUCAUAGACGCGACAUCGACCCACGGCGACAUCACAACCAUAAGGGUGGAAGCGCAAAGACGAGGCUACACCAGCACCCCCCUUCCUCCAGAACUCAUGACGACCAACCCACACUGGGGCCAGAUACCAGAGGAAACCCAAGCAGCCGCGACGACGAUCCCCUUCACAACCACAGCACUCCCAAGAAUAGCGCACAAAAACUCCACAGCAACAGGAAACAUGCGCGAAGGCCUGAGGAAGAGGCUUGCAUCGGCGAGGGACACAUCAGUACUAAUCAUACCCUUUGGCGCCGGCAACAAGUUUACCAGAGAAAACCCAAGAUACCCAGAGCAAGUAACCACCUUCUUAAAGAGCCUCAAAGGCGCCGGAGCGAGCCAAAUUGUGGUCGUCCCCCCGUCACAUCAGUCAGCCCCCCCCCCCCCGCGAAAGCCUGCUUCGCCAUGCCCUUCGCCUACGUAG